AUGCCACACGCGACAAAUAUGCCCUACGCCGGCUUCCAGGCCUUCAUCCUGUGCGGGCCCGGCCUGUCACUCAACACCUUCACCUCGAAUGUCGCAGACUACCCCAAGGCGCUCGUGCCAAUCGCCAACCGUCCCAUGGUAUGGUACGCUCUGGACUGGUGUUACCGCAUGGGCGUCACAAACAUCACCCUCGUCACACCGCCCGAAAGCGCUGCUCCUCUGGAAUCCGCCCUCGCUCAAAAUCCUCACCUCACAAGCCUUCCCGUCCCAAGGCCUGAGCUACUCUGUCCCAAAUCCUUGACCCAAACCACCGGAACCGCCGAGAUCUUCCGCACCCCCGAGGUCCAAAAAGCCAUUGUCUCGGACUUCAUCGUUCUACCCUGCGACUUGAUAUGCGACCUGGAGGGCUCCGCGCUGUUACAGUCUUGGAUGGUGCUCGAGGCUGGUCUCGGCGGUGCCACUGGUGGUAUAAUCGACGGCCAGUCUGUUCCCAUGACCAUGGGUGGUGAAAAGAGCGGUCGCAGAGGAGGUUUGGCCGUGUGGUACCCUACGAAAGGCCUCGAAGGCGUUAGCCAGAAAGGCGACGAGACGGAUUUGGUCGCAACAACCCCUCUACCACGUCCUGCAGUCCCCGCCCCCGAGGGGCACCUCGGUCCUUAUGUCGAGAAACUUGUUUUGAGCAUUCCCACAAGCACAGUCAAGGACAUUACAGAAGAGCAGAAGAGCUUCCCUCUGCGCCACGCCCUGCUUCGCCAACACGGAAAGAUCAAGAUCAAGACGUCACACAGAGACGCCCAUGUCUACUUCCUGCCUUUUUGGGUCAAGGAUAUGAUCAAGGAGAACGAAGAGUUCGAUUCGCUAUCCGAGGAUGUCAUCGGCUGGUGGGCAAAGGCCGGUUGGCAACAGGGUCUGGCCGAGAAGCUGAACCUGCGCAAGGUCUUGAGCGACGCACCCUCAGCACAAGACGCCGACGAUUUGAUGAUGGCGAGCAGCAUGCAGCUUGACGAAGAGGUCGAUUUGGCUGCCAUGAGCACAACAUCAAUGUCCCAGCCCACACCAUCAUCCCUCACACCUUCGCCAGACACUUUCGCAUCACGCGUGCCGGGAAACCUCCAAACAGACAACGAGCCACAAGCUCCCCUGGUAGUGCCUCCUAUUCUGGCGUACGUCCAGCCGCCUCUCACCGAUCCUACCAACCAGCCUCUUAUCCGCCGUGUCGACACCUCAUCCCUUCUUCUCAGCAUCUCCCUGCGCCUAGCCAAAUUACCCUCUGUCGCAGAAGCUACAGCCACUGGCGCUACGCCAUCACCCUUCGCACAUGCUGCAAAGGUUGCACAUCCAGACAUGAUCCAGCAACAAACACGAGUCAGCGAGGUUGAUUCACUGGUCGCCGAGAACGUGACGAUAGGCAGUAGAGUCAACAUCAAGGAGUCCGUCAUUGGUGUUGGCUGCAGCAUUGGAAGUGGCGCAAGAUUGACCAGGUGUCUGCUCAUGGAAGGUUGCACAGUUGGCGAGAACGUCACACUCACCGGUUGCAUUCUAGGCAAGAGAAGUAAAAUCGAGGGAGGUGGUCCCAAGGACGAGGACAAAACGCGCCUGACUGAAUGUGAGGUUCAACCUGGUUAUGUGGUCAAGUGGGGAACUGAAAUCAAAAACGAAAAGUUCAUGGUGUUUGAAGGUCUGGGUGAGGACGAUGGAGAUUUGGACAUGCACGACGAAGAUAUGGCAUCUGGAGAUGACGACGCUACGUUUGCAUAG
This is a messenger RNA of Aureobasidium namibiae CBS 147.97, 1758 nucleotides long. Its product is annotated as putative eukaryotic translation initiation factor subunit eIF2B-gamma. The record is from RefSeq and is a predicted model, not a curated record. The transcript is spliced from 2 exons. Gene Ontology annotation, cellular component: guanyl-nucleotide exchange factor complex; eukaryotic translation initiation factor 2B complex. Gene Ontology annotation, molecular function: guanyl-nucleotide exchange factor activity; translation initiation factor activity. The coding region runs from base 1 to 1758 and encodes 585 amino acids. Lineage: Eukaryota; Fungi; Ascomycota; Dothideomycetes; Dothideales; Saccotheciaceae. Gene Ontology annotation, biological process: cytoplasmic translational initiation.